This is a messenger RNA of Bolinopsis microptera, 2366 nucleotides long. Its product is annotated as sodium-dependent dopamine transporter-like. The record is from RefSeq and is a predicted model, not a curated record. Gene Ontology annotation, cellular component: plasma membrane. The transcript has 16 exons. Lineage: Eukaryota; Metazoa; Ctenophora; Tentaculata; Lobata; Bolinopsidae. The coding region runs from base 50 to 2107 and encodes 685 amino acids. Gene Ontology annotation, biological process: sodium ion transmembrane transport.
AUAACCUUAAGCUUAAACUAGAUACAUUAAUAGAUACGAGCCCGUAAAGAUGGGCGAUGUUGACAUAGAGUCCAAGAUCCAACAGGAUCGUGAGAAAGGGAGGAAGGAAUGGGAUCACCCAAUCUCCUUCAUUCUAGCUGCAGUAGGUUCUGCUGUAGGUCUGGGAAACGUCUGGAGGUUCCCUAACUUGGUGUCUCAGUACGGAGGCGCUCCAUUCCUCAUUCCCUACUUCUUCAUCUUGAUAUUCGUGGGAAUGCCUAUCCUCGGAAUGGAGCUGAGUAUUGGAACCUUCUACCAGGCCGGAGAUGCUGACGCGUUCGGUUCCAUGAACCCCAGACUCAGGGGUAUAGGACUGGCGAGUGUGUUUGCAGGCUACACCAUUACUUUCUACUACUGUAUUAUCCUGGGGUAUGCUUGUAUUUACUUUGUGGAGUGCUUCCACAAAACCGACGCAAUACCUUGGUACGACAAUCAAGCAGCUCAUUUCGACGAUAUUUCCAUGACAGCUGGUAUGGCAGCUAGAAAGCUAGCAGACCCAUCGACUGAGUUCGACUGGCUCGGUACUUUCAACUGGAAAGUGUUUGUUGGCAUCACGGUGGUGUGGAUACUGAUCUUCCUGAGCAUCUUCAAGGGAGUUAAGAGUACGAGCUGGGUUGUAAAGUUCACAGUUCCCCUUCCUCUGCUCAUACUGCUCAUUCUCAUCAUCAGAGGUGCAUUCCUAGAUGGAGCAGGGGAUGGUAUUAAGGCUUACCUGAUCAAAUGGGACGGCAGUACUUUGAAUGACCCUGUCAUAUGGACUAAAGCUAUCGGCCAGGUAUUUUUCUCAUUGGGUGUGUGUAUGGGCGUGAUGACUGCCUAUAGUUCUCACAACUCCAAAAGUAAAACUAACGUUGCAAUGAGCGAGAAGGCCAUAUCUCUCAGUGACACUGGUAUUGCCCUGCUGGGAGGAUUCGCCAUCUACGAGGUUUUGGGAUAUAUGCAGAAGAAAUGUGAAAAAGAUUCGGCUACAGGGGUAUGCGCUGAAAACUACUACAAACAAGCCUCUAUGGGACUAGCUUUCAUCGCUUACCCUUCAGGAUUGGCAACUCUUGAAGCUCCUCAGUUUUGGGGUAUCAUUUUCUUUGGAUGUCUCAUAAUGUUGGGAAUUGAUAGUGCUUUCUCUCUGGCUGAAUGCUUUGUCACUUUCGCCAAGGACUGCUGGAUAGGAUUGAGGCUGCGACCCAAGACCUGGAUGGUUGUGUUGCCGACCUGUAUUGUUGGGUGGCUGGCGGGACUUCUCUACUGCUACGAUAGUGGUACAGUUUAUCUAGAUAUCAUUGACAACUACCUGAACAACUGGGGGAUGGUGCUUAUAGGGACCCUGGAGUGUUUUGCAGUAGGGUGGGUCUAUAAAAUUGAAGAUCAAUACAAACAGGUGGGCAAAUUGUCAGUCAUGGUCUACAACUUAGGCUUCGUUUUCUUCCUCCUUAUCGGUACGAUUGUAGCUUUGGCGAUUCCCGGUAAAAAGCCAACAGAAGGAACAAAAGCGGUACUAGACGCACUACUAGCUAGUUACGGAAAAGAUCAGGGAGGAGCGCUUGGAGUUGGGCUCGCCAUUUUCUUCAUCGGGUGGAUCCUGCUCACCUGUAUAGCUGUUGUACUGAGCAAGGGACCUGCUUCAGGCAUCGGAUCUAAACUGUGGGCCAUCAUGGGAUGGCACGGAGCAGACAGUCUCAGAACACAAGUUAACAACGUAGUCCGAAACAAGGAAAAAGAUGGAGUCUGGGUACCAAACACGUUGAAGAGCGAGAUUGAGGCCCUCUACAGACACGACUGUUUCUGCAUCGCUUUUGGGUUCCUCAUCAAGUACUUCUCAUAUGCUCUGCUCCUUGUCGUUACCUGCAUCAACAUCAAGGGUGAUAUAGAGACGUCGUACGGUGGUUACCCGAGCGACAUGCUCAUUCUCGGUCAGCUGGUGUUCGUCUUCAUGGUGUUCCUGGUGUUGCUUGUAGCCAUAUUCCCUCGUAUCAUGUACGAUCCCAUCAAACACUCUGGCAGCAACUCUCACCUCGGCAGAUUAACAUGGAUGUUCACCCCUAAGCCCUGUCCAUCUGCUGAACCAAAAUAAAGAUACUACUACUACAACUACUAGCACACUGAAACUGUAAUUUAUCUAUUUUUCUUCAAAAAAAACAAACUAUUUUAAAUAUGUAGGAUCACGUGAAACUGUACGUAAUAUUGAUGGACAAGAUUUUUUCAGGAUGUUGACGCCCCUAAACGCUGAUAUUACUAAUAUGGUUCACGACAUACCUGCUGUACCUUCCCCCUCCUCUUAACUCUCACUCCUCCUUCUUACCCCUCCUCUUAACUCUCACUCCUCCUUCUUA